CUUCCCAGCCGCGAGGGUUCCCAGCUUUCCCCCGGUCCCAUCCAUCACCACCACCGCCAUGUCAAACCUAAACGAACCGUUUUAUUUGCGCUACUAUUCUGGCCACCAAGGCCGUUUUGGCCACGAGUUCCUGGAAUUCGACUUCCGUGUUGUCGGAGACGGCCGGAGCGCUACAGCCCGCUAUGCCAACAAUUCCAACUACAGAAAUGAUAGUCUGAUCCGGAAAGAGAUGUUUGUGAGCUCCCUUGUUGUCGAUGAGAUCAAGAGGAUCAUAAAAGAGAGCGAAAUCAUGAAGGAAGAUGAUGCAAAGUGGCCUACGAAGAAUAAGGACGGGAAGCAAGAGCUGGAGAUCCGACUCGGCAAUGAUCACAUCUCCUUUGAGACUGCAAAGAUCGGCUCAAUCAACGAUGUGACCGAGUCCGCAGACCCAGAAGGACUACGGGUUUUCUAUUACCUUGUGCAGGACCUGAAAGCGCUUGUUUUCAGCCUCAUCGCGUUGCACUUUAAGAUCAAGCCUAUCUGAGGUUCCGGAUAACCCCCUUUGGUCAGUCCUACCAUCCACGGCAGCGUUUCAGAACGACCGAGUGCUGCAGCCGGAAAGCAGCUACUUCAAACUCGUUCAUCCGUCCAAGCCCAACACAACAUGGAUGCAUCCGACCGGUUGGCCAGAAGA
Molecule: messenger RNA, 673 nt
Organism: Chaetomium strumarium
Lineage: Eukaryota; Fungi; Ascomycota; Sordariomycetes; Sordariales; Chaetomiaceae
Product: Mago nashi protein
Exons: 6
Coding region: 59-523 (154 amino acids)
Biological process (GO): RNA splicing
Cellular component (GO): exon-exon junction complex; nucleus
Source: RefSeq, a predicted model, not a curated record